Etheostoma spectabile (orangethroat darter) is the source of this 2922-nucleotide messenger RNA. It is a transcript of the gene mycn, whose product is annotated as MYCN proto-oncogene, bHLH transcription factor. Gene Ontology annotation, molecular function: protein dimerization activity; DNA-binding transcription factor activity. Lineage: Eukaryota; Metazoa; Chordata; Actinopteri; Perciformes; Percidae. Gene Ontology annotation, biological process: regulation of DNA-templated transcription. The record is from RefSeq and is a predicted model, not a curated record.
AAAGCUCCCAGCCUGCCUGUCUGCCGCGCCGCAUCAAACCCAAAGCCCGACUGUACCACCCCCCCAGCCUGCGAGGGAGGAGUCUGCUGUCCUCCAGCAGAACUGAGUGUAUAACACCGCAGCCAGCCAGAAUGUGUGUCAGAGGACUGUCUGUGCUCCCUAAGUAGAUGACUGCUCCAAAUCUGGUGUCUGUAUUUCUGACUACGAGAUACGAGAAAAAUUGGUUCGCACAUUAUCAUCCCAAAUCAGGACAAGGUUUUUCGAUUGUGGGAUAGAAUGCCGGCGAUCACAAGUAAAAACUCCGAUUUGGAGUUUGACUCCUUACAACCGUGUUUCUAUCCGGAUGAGGACGACUUCUACUUCUGUGGUCCCGACUCUGCGCCACCGGGGGAGGACAUCUGGAAGAAAUUCGAGUUGUUGCCCACUCCGCCCCUCUCCCCGAGCCGAGCCGCGCUACCGGGGGAGCCGGCGAAUGCUUCCCCGGAAGCAGACCCAUUGGGCUUCGGUUUAGGGGACCCACUGGACUGGGCUUCUGAGCUACUGCUCAUGCCCGAGGACGAUAUUUGGGGUGCCUCCAACGAUGGGGACCUGUUUGGCUCCGCUUUGGAUACUAACCCCAAUAACAUCAUUAUCCAGGACUGUAUGUGGAGUGGCUUCUCUGCCAGGGAAAAGCUGGAGCGGGUGGUAACAGAGAAACUCGGCAAGGCUAUUUCCACUGCCACAGGCGCCAGGAACGUGUGCGUCAAGGCUCCGGAGGUUGUGAGCCGCAGUUCGGUGACAGAGUGUGUGGACCCCACGAUUGUCUUCCCUUUCCCGGUCAACAAGAAGAACGGCAGCAGGGACUCAGCCGGGACCGUAAACACAUCCACAACCAACGGGACCGCUCAAAGUGAUUCCGAAGAGGAAGAUGACGAUGAAGACGACGAGGAAGAAGAGGAAGAGGAGGACGAUGAGGACGACGAGGAUGAAGAGGAAGAGGAGGAGAUUGAUGUGGUUACAGUAGAGAAGAGGCGCUCCACAAUCAACAAGGCUUCUCCCAUGGCGACAGGUACAGUCACCAUCUCUGUGCAUCCAAAGAGCCACGAUGCGAGGGGGUCCGGCGUGGUGAGUCGGUUCGUCAGCAGAGCUCCGCAGGAGCUGAUCCUGAAGAGGAGCUCGGUCCACCAGCAGCAACACAACUACGCCGCGCCCUCACCGUAUGCUUCAGACGACGACCCCGCCCCACCUCCAAAGAAGCAAAGGACAUUAGAAGCACCUCGACCUCCUACCAGAACCAUCUCGUCAUCCUCCUCGUCUUCCUCCACAUCCUGCAGCUCACUCACCGGCGCAUCGGGGGCACGCAGCAAGCGCAGCGCCAGCGGAGACUGCAGCCCACGCGGCAGCUCCGACUCAGAGGACAGCGAGCGCAGGCGCAACCACAACAUCCUGGAGCGCCAGCGCCGCAACGACCUGCGCUCCAGCUUCUUGACGCUGCGCGACCACGUGCCGGAGCUGGCGCACAACGAGAAAGCUGCGAAGGUGCUGAUCCUGAAGAAGGCCACUGAGUAUGUGAGCUCGCUGGAGACAGAGGAGAUGAGGCUCCAGCAGGAGAAGGACAGGCUCCAAGCCCGCAGGCAGCAGCUGAUGCGCAGGCUGGAGCAGGCUAGGACUCGCUAACAGACAACCACUACAACACAGAAACACUCACAUACAGUAUACCCUGGAUGACCUCCCGCCCCCCCCCGCCUCAACUCAGUCUGUCUAGAUGCACACACACAUAGGCCUAUAGAUAUAAGCACAGACACAUAGGCCUGCAUAUCGGAUGUACACGUGCACACACAAACAUCUCAGAGGAUGUUUUUAUUCAGAUGCCGAUACACACACCUAGAGGAGAGGGGUGGGGUCGCCGGUGGGAUGCUUGGACUUUCACUGCAGCCACUUUUUUUGCACAUUUGUUGACGUUAAGAAUGUUUAGGGUUUACUUUUUCAAUCCAGUCAUAUUGAGGAAAGAUGAAAAGAGAAAAGAAUGAGGAAGUUUAGAGGAGUCUUAGUCUUCCCUUCCUCCUCCUUUUAUAUCAUUUGUGGGCUUUUUGUACUCACUGUGACACCAGCCUGGAAUCAGGUAGUUCCCACGGGCAUGGGUGUUAGAGGGCACUUUGCUUGGACAGUUCACGUACAAGACGCAGUGCACACUUAUUUUGCCUUUACCACUGCAAAAAUGAAGAGACUAUGAUGACUGAGGCGUUAUGGGUCACAUAAACAAUGCCACUACAGGUUCUCUUUCUCUCACUCCUCUCUCACACUGGUGCUCAAACCAAGUCAGUGGAUGUAUAACAGUGCACCUUGCUAGCUGACACUUUUAUAUAUAAAACGUUAGUGUACAGACAAAUUACACUCAGAUCUGCCUUGUUUUGUAAUACAUUUUGUCCUUGUUUUUUUUUAUACAUGUCAGGAAGCUGCCAAUAACUAGACUGGAAGUUUAUAUACCUUUUAAAAGUACUGUAAGGCCUCAAUUUUUGAGAGUCAUGAAACUUUGUAAUAUAACAAUAUAUUGUUUUUUUUCCUUCUAUUUCUUUGUAUUGUAUCAUAUUACUAAUUCUACACACCUUUUAUGCUUUUAGUGUGAACCGGAUACAUACUAAAUUUGAUACUUAUAUUUUCGUAUGAAAAUGAGUUCUCGGUAGAUAUCACUUUAUCUCGUCUUUUUAUUUCUUUUAUCUCAUAUAAUUCUUUUGUACAGCAAAUGUGUUCUAUCCUCAUGUACCUGGCCUUUUUUUUUCUUCCUCUUUUGUUUAUAUUUGUAACUAUCGGGUGCAUAGAACUGGGUAAACGGAUAUAAGAUGUUGUUGUUUUUUUACUUUUAAAAUGUACAUAUAGUGCUGCAACUCAUAGCACUUUGAAAUACCUCAUUUUGAAAAAUAAAUAGACAUCAUAAAAUCCUAA